Molecule: messenger RNA, 2438 nt
Organism: Dreissena polymorpha
Lineage: Eukaryota; Metazoa; Mollusca; Bivalvia; Myida; Dreissenidae
Product: tumor necrosis factor ligand superfamily member 10-like
Exons: 5
Coding region: 342-1466 (374 amino acids)
Biological process (GO): immune response
Cellular component (GO): membrane
Molecular function (GO): tumor necrosis factor receptor binding
Source: RefSeq, a predicted model, not a curated record
UAUUUUAUACCUUGGCGAAAUCAUUCGUGCUGAGUUAGUUGUAACCAAACGCUGUUUGCGAAUUUAAUUUAUAAUUAAGGUUAAAGAACUAUUGUCAACGCGGUGAUUGCCUUUUGUAUUUAAAUUAAGUUUUGUGUAUAUAAAUGGGCUUAAUUACUUUUGGUAAUGAAAUUCAAAAUAGUCUUUAAAGUGUAUGUAUCGUUGUUAUUAGUUAUAUAAUUCUGCGAUUUGCGCAUACAAAUGCAACGAGUUAUCGGAAAGUUGUUUGAAAAUUUAAUUUCAUUAUAACAAUUGGAUGUUAUAACAAAGGGAACUGUUUAAGUGACCACAUUUAUCUCGAGAUGUCGACGGCUCCAAAAGAGCUUUAUUUUGAUAACACGUGGGUUGCUACGGGAUCAAGCAUAGAACCGCAUUAUCAGGAACUCAAGAAACCAACUUGCACUGGGCGUUGCCACUUUAAAACAGUCAAUUGCCAGGAAGUAUUUGAUAGCGAACAAAGAACAAACAAAGACAUUACCGAUUACAAAGAUCGUAAUGCAGUGAGAGCUAGCAAGCUCAGAGCAAUUAUUAUCGGUACUUCAGUUGCGAUAAUUGUUUGCUCUGUCGUAGCUUUAAUUGCAAUUAGCAUGACCAUCCGACAGCAGGAGACAAUUGAGGAAUUGCAGACGACAACUGAAAACCUUCGCAGCCGACUUGCGCAGUUGGAAGAAAACGCUAAGCUCUGUCUGCCAUGCGCAGAACUAUCACUGAGUCCAUUUCCGGAAGACACGCCGGAAGUCGCUGACCUGAUUAAGCACUAUGAAAACGGUCAACAAAUCUGUUGCGCAAAAACGGUUAACCAGACGUCGAUAUUCCUAAAUCUGUUUGCAAAAAGGAAGCAACUGGAGAAAUGCGCACAAGAUGCAAUCAAUGCAGAGAAUCGUCCAUCCGGAAAUUGUAGCAGUUCUGGUUCCCCGCACAUUCCUUCUGGCAACGCAUUCAGCAACGUGUCUGCACACAUGCUUGCUGGCCCUCAGCCUUCAAAUCUGUCCUCUGACGGAAGAAUACGGAAUUGGAGUGUCGGCCCGGUGGCUCCCGGAACUCACCUGACCAACAUCCGGCUGUCCUCGGACAACCACUCCGUCGUCAUUGCGGAGUCUGGCCGCUACUUCCUGUACAGCCAGGUCAGCUUCCUAAUAUACUACAACCCGGAAACGCCGCUUGACCCCCGGAGCCCUGCACAGUCCUUGUUCCACUCCGUCUUCCGAUAUAACUUCAUAUACCCGUUAGGCGAUGAAGAGCUGUUGCGAAGUGACGUCACUCAGUGCUGGGAACAGAAGAAAGACUACGGACGCUACACGAGUUACGUCGGCGCCUCCGUACAACUCAAUAAGGGCGAUCUGAUAUAUGUCAAAGUAUCCAAAAUAGGAUUUCUGUCGAGAGACGAACCGGGUUUAACAUAUUUCGGUUUGUUUAAAAUUGGUUGAAGCACGCUUUGCUAUGAUUCUUAGUGCAUUGCUCAGUAAUUUUGCACUAUAUUAAUCAUAUCUCAUGGAGCUUUCAUUGAUUCGCCGUAUCAAAUAAGUGAACAUCCUCAUAUUGAUCUCAAUUUUCAGCUAUCGGCAUUAUAUAAAAUAUUAAAUAUUUUGAGAAAGAGCAGGGUUGUAUAUUAGAUUACAAGUGGUUUGCGCACUGCUUUGAUUACACACAGUGAAAAAAUAUUUCCUCCAAAAACAAAAUCAAAAACGACGUAAGAACUUUUUAAUUAAACACACAAAAGUAACAAGGCCCAGUGUUCAAUUUGCUAAAAAUGCCAAUAAAUCAUUAUCUUUUAACGUUAGUGUUUAACAUUUCCAGAAAGAUAAAGUAAAUACACGUGUGUGUCCUAUAAGGUCAAGGUUUUAAAACUCUAUACACACUUGCUGAAUAAACGGAUUGGACCCUAGCUGUUUAAGGACGUCGUAAGCUGGAAAUAUUGUUGUAUAAAUGUACAUUCGAUCAGCUAACUAUUGUGUCAGACAACAUGUCUUGCCUGGUGAUUUAAUGAAAAAUUGUAAUUUCCAAAAGAUGUAUGAAGCAACGUGCAAAGUGUAAGAGAGCCUAUAUGUAGUUUGAAUAAUGUAUAACAAAACUAUGUUACAUAAUUAAAGUAUAAAUCGGGUAUAUAAUACCUUUUUCAUUAUAAAUGUAAUCGUAUUUGUAUUAGUUAUGCUAUGGUUACUUGAUGGGCUGGUCAGAAGAAGUUCACUCACGAUGUUGUUUGCCAUAUUUAUAAAUCAAUUGAUUUAUAUUUAGAAUAGUUCGAAUUUUGAAUUUUGUUUUAUUUUAUGUUUUUGCUGUGCGUUCAGAUGUGCUCAAAAUUUUACGACGUGAUAUAUGCAUGUGUCGUAAUAUAAGCUACAUUCCUUUGUUAUUUCAUUAUUUGAACGUUAUCAAUAAAUAAACUUUUUAGAAACGAU